UUUUACUGAUAGUUUGUAGAGCUCACGGAACGGUUGUACCCCUGAUCUAACAAAACCUGAAGAAUUUCCGAAAUGGAAAGCAAAAAUAUAGAAUUUAAUGAAGACGAACUUCAGGCGCCAGCUUGGCUAAAUGCUCAGUUUAUCGGUGGAAUUCUGAGCGAGUAUGAGCAACUCCCGGAUCUUAAAGUAACCGAUCUGCAGGUUUCACCUGCAACUGCCCAGGGAGAUCACUAUGCCAGCAUUAUGUUCCGCACCAAAGUGGAGUACACAACUCCGAAGGGAAAGUUCUCCAAGCCGCUGAUCAUCAAAACGAUGCCGGAGCAGGAAGGACAUAAAAAGGACAUGCUGGCCGAAUCGCAUUUAUUCGCAACGGAAAUCGGAAUGUACUGCCAUGCUCUUCCAGAAUUCGAAAGGAUUCUCCGAGAAGCAGGGGAUAAUACCAAACUGUACGUGCCCUGUAUUUAUCACAGUCUGAUGCCGCGGCAAGUGAUGGUAUUCGAGGAUCUGGUUGCACAAGGAUACACCGUCAUCCGCGAUAGUCCUCCCUCACUGGGGGAUCUGAAAUUGGCCUUCGACAAGCUGGCCAAGUGGCAUGCGGUCAGCAUGAAAGUCAUCAAUGAGCAACCAACUUUCCUAAAGGAAUUCCAGUAUGGCCUGUUCGAAAUGCCCACUAUUGAUACUGAUCCUUUUGUAACAACUGGCAUGGCAAGCUUUAUUAAAAUGCUGGACCAAACUCCGGAGCUAAGGAAGUAUAAGCCUCACUUCGAAAAAAUUAAAGACAAUUACCUUCAACGCCUGAAGGUUGAGAUGCAUGAAUAUCACAAGUAUCGGCGGAACGAUCGCUACUACGUCCUGUGUCACGGUGACUUCCAUCUUCGGAAUAUGAUGUAGGAGUUGGGAGCCUUCGAUGACGUGAUGCUGGUGGACUUCCAGUUCAGCAAUCUGUGUCCCAUUACAGUGGACUUGACCUACUCCAUCUAUAUGCUGAUGGAGCCGGAACAGCGCUGGGAAAUGGGAAAGGACCUGAUCAAUGGAUAUUUCUCGGUUUUGGUCGCCACCCUCAGGAAAAUUGGAUACAAGGGUAAUAUGCCUACCCAAAGUGAAUUGUGGGUGCAAAUACAGAAUAACAAGUAUUUUGAUUUCUUUUUGAUAAGCACCCUUCUUCCUCUGAUGGUGGGCGUAAAAUCAAACGAUUUAAAAAUGCAUGAAGGUAUCCAAGACCCUGAGGCCCGACAGAAGUCCUACUUCCUAGACACCUAUGUUAAAGAUGUAUCUAAGCUUUUGCCGAAAUUCGAACAAUUAGGAUACUUUAAUAAUCUAUGAUUAAAUCCCCUAAUCUAAGCUUUGCGUCUGAUUUAUGUAAUAGUAGUACCAUGUAAUAAUCAGCACUUCAGAUUAAAAUGUAAAAUGCAUACGAGUAAAGAGUAACACUAUCGUUGCUUAACUAAGAAUUGAUUCUGAUGUUUGCACAAAACUCAUCACUAUCAGUUAUUAUAUUUUUUAGUACUAAUUGUAAAAUGUUCUUAAGUGGCAA
Messenger RNA from Drosophila erecta, 1534 nucleotides. RefSeq lists its product as uncharacterized. NCBI's taxonomy places the organism in Eukaryota, Metazoa, Arthropoda, Insecta, Diptera, Drosophilidae. The record is from RefSeq and is a predicted model, not a curated record.